UAGUGUAAGGAGCAGGAGAAGUGGAUUGCCAGAAAAUAGUGUCUAUUUCUCGACAGUUCCCCACCUUAGUUAGACAGGACUUCCUUUUGCAAAAACAAAACCUCAGAUGACUAGAGAUCUUCACAUCCUGCCACUGUCAUUUAUAGACCCUGCCCCACAGGCAAAGGCUGGGCUGCACCUCAGCUAGCAGGAAGCGUACGCAGCUGGUGCUGGUCCUGAAUGCUUGGCGGAGGCCUGGGAAGGCAGUGAGUUGGCUCUGCCCAGAGAGGGGCUGGUGGUGCUCUGCAGGAGCUGCUGCUGAACAAUCCCUCGUUGCUGUGAGUUGGCUAAUGCUGGAGAGCUGAUUGCGCCAGUGGCUGCAGGCCGGUGUGUGGGCAUCCAGAGAACCAACAACACCAGAGGUGUGACCCUCGAGAACCCCAGAUUCCUGGCCAAAUGGGGCUCUCCACAGCAGGAAUGGACGGGAGCAGGAUACCGAAUGGAGAUGUCAUUGCACAGGGCUGUCCUGGACCUCUAAUUAGCACACAUGAGCCACUGCAAUCUUCCGAGAUGGUAAGGGGCAAAGACAUCGAAGAGAUUCUUAGAGGUGUGACGCAUUCCAGAUGUGUGGGAGUCGAGAUAACCAACAAAACUGCAGUGAACCUCCGCUCCCCCAGCUUUUUCUGUUACAGCGGUCACACCUGCAUCCCCCCUGCGCCAGCCAUCAGCCCUGGCUGCAAGGAGACCUGUGUGUUUGUGAAGAGGAACUUCAGUGCCUGGGGAGUUGCAGGGGUUCUCGCGUAUGAGUGGGACGGGUUCUCAUUUAUCGUCAUGUUCUUGAACCCCUUUGACAACAACCUGAACCGCCUCCAGUAUGCACUGGAAAUCCGUGAGGGCAGAAUGAGCUGCAGGGAAUUGGAGAGUCUGUACCACAGCAUGCGUGGCCACAGGCCUCUGUCCAGCACCUAUCAAAAGGAACAACUUGGGAGAAACACAGCUGCCCUUGUUGUUACCUUACAUAGCUUUCAGAUUUCUGCCACUAUGUCCAAUCACAGCAAAGCUGCCCUUAGAUUAGUAAUUGAAGAGAGAGGUUCUCCUCCCUGCUACACUCCACUGCCACCUUGCUCCCAGCAGCCAUCUUCUCUGGUCCCCCGCUUCUCUCAGAAGCUGACCAAGUAACACGCCUGAAAAUGGUGUUCCUGUCUCAGAAAUCCCAAACGAGAGGGAGACACCACCCUGCCUUGGAAUGCUCUUCAUGCAGAAUCCAGGACCCGCAGAGGGCAAAUUUUCAGUGGAUCCCCCCCUCCUGCCCCCCCCCCCCCGUCUUUUCUCUUCAGAUUAUUAUUUAAUUUUGUCCAAGGGAAACAAAUCAACCUGUAUAGCUGUUCCUGAACAAAACAAAUAAUGGGCUCGGGACCACAGAAAGAAGCUCACCAGAGAACCCAUGGGAAAUAAUCACUGCUCGGUCCCAUGUGCCAAGAACCUGAGUAAUAACAAAAAGAAAAGGAGUACUUGUGGCACCUUAGAGACUAACCAAUUUAUUUGAGCAUGAGCUUUCGUGAGCUACAACUCACUUCAUCGGAUCACGAAAGCUCAUGCUCAAAUAAAUUGGUUAGUCUCUAAGGUGCCACAAGUACUCCUUUUCUUUUUGCGAAUACAGACUAACGCGGCUGUUACUCUGAAACCAGUAAUAACAAAGCUCAGCAGCAGAACCAUUCCAAAGCCAGCUGACAAGUAGUAAAGAUGACUGGUGGGAACACAAGAGGGCCUGAUUUUGCAUUUGGGCCUGAUCUGACCUCUUUUAGCCACAUUAGAUGAAAUCCCCCUUGUGCACAGAGUCAAUAUUAGUCCCAUGAACCCCACCGAAGCUUCCAAAAUUUGAUUUAUUUGGGGUUGGUCCUGCUUUGAGCAGGGAGUUGGACUAGAUGACCUCCUGAAGUCUCUUCCAACCCUGAGAUUCUAUGAUUCUAUGAAAUAUAACCUAUGUGGUAUUUUGGCCUCUGAGGAGUGGGCUUCACCUGCUGAGUGACUAGAUCCUCAGCAUCACAAUUCCAGGGGCCCAGCACCCACAGAUGGAGCUAGAUUUCCAAAUGUGCUCAGCACCCAACAUGCUCCCAGCUGUUCUCACAAACUGGCCCUGACUGUGGGUUCUGGGCUUCUCUGGUCAUUCUGGGCACGCUCUGCAAGUGAGUCCCAAUGGGGGCCCUUGCAUAGCAAGGUGCUGCUGAGGUUGAGUCAAGGGGCCAGAGCCGAGCCCCGUUGUCGGCAGUCUGGUCAUAGACACAUGCAGGAAAAUUCCUAUUCCCCACAGCUGCUCCAAGUGUCCUAUUCCCGGGAGCUGGAGCCAUGCGUUUGCAUAUGUCAAUAUAGGAGGGGUCAGGCCUGUGGGAGGGUUUUGUAGCACCAGUUGCCAGCCCUGGAUCUGGGACUACGCAGCCCUGUUCUGGAGCUGAUGGGGAACAUAAGAACGGCUAUACUGGGUAAGAUGAAAAGUCCAUCUAGAGCAGUAUCCUCUCUUCUGACAGUGGCCAAUGCCAGGUGCCCCAGAGGGAAUGAACAGAACAGGGAAUCGUCAUGUGAUCCAUUACUUCAGCGUUGUGUGAAAAAAAACUUCCUUUGUUUGUUUUAAACCUGCAAGGCACCAUCCCCACAGCCUGAGACUUACACCAGCUAAACCCCCACAAUGCACCAUCCUCACACACUGAGACUUACACCAGCUAAACCCCCGCAACGCACCAUCUCCACAGCCUGACACCUGCACCAGCUAAAUCCCGGCAAUGCACCAUCCCCACAGCCUGAGACCUGCACCAGCUAAAUCCCCUCAACGCACCAUCCCCACAGCCUGAGACCUGCACCAGCUAAAUCCCCGCAACGCACCAUCCCCACAGCCUGAGACCUGCACCAGCUAAACCCCCUCAAUGCACCAUCCCCACAGCCUGAGACCUGCACCAGCUAAACCCCCUCAACGCACCAUCCCCACAGCCUGAGACCUGCACCAGCUAAACCCCCUCAAUGCACCAUCCCCACAGCCUGAGACCUGCACCAGCUAAAUCCCCUCAACGCACCAUCCCCACAGCCUGAGACCUGCACCAGCUAAACCCCCUCAAUGCACCAUCCCCACAGCCUGAGACCUACAUCAGCUAACGCCCCACAAGGCACCAUACGGACAGCCUAAGACAGGCACCAGCUAAACCCCUGCAAUGCAUCAUCCAGAUAGCCUGAGACCUACACCAGCUAGAGGGACAGAACCACAUUGGAAAUAGCAGCAGUGAUGGGGUUAAAGAAGGGCAAAGGUUGCUAUUUCUGCUUUCUGUAGUAAUGUUGGUUGGCCCCUGCCCUUUCUCCCCACAUCACCUCUCAUGUCUACAGGAAGACGCUAAGUCCCUGGGUGCAUGGACUGUACCCUUGUGUCUGUCCCAGACAAAGGCACGUAUAUUCUGGGUGCUGUGAAAUCUAAUAAAACUUCAUAAUACUAAAAACUGUCCUGAGGAGAGUCACAUCUAAACAAAGACCAGAACUAAUUGUUUUGUUCACAUAAAUACAGAGGGUCCGGGUCACCACUGAUAUCAAUUGGCCAUAGCUCCAUUGUAGUCAAAGGGCCAGAUCCCCAGCUGCAGUAAACUGGUCCUGCUCCAUUGGAGUCAAUGGGCCAAUUUACGUCAGUUGGAGGUCUGGCCCAGAGAUCAGCCCAAGCCUGUUGCCGCGGACUCCAUGGACUGUCUGAGUUUCUCACCUGCAGCUGGACUCUCACUUCAGCCCAGCUCUACUCAAACACACAAAGAGCAAUCACACUGGGAAGGCUACUGACUUUUCUACUAUCUCCUCUUUAUGGCAGAGGCUUAAGGUAAUAAGCUCACAGAAAUCUUAUACCCCCAGCAGCAAGAUGUUCCACCGGGAAGCUGACACAUCUCCAAAUGCUGCUUGUGGCAGAGUGGGCUGUAUCUGUAUCCAAUGACAAGCUCCCUUUUGUAUUUGGUGGUGAACACAACUUGCCCAAGGCAACCUAUUGUGUUGUGUUAAUCUUUGUCCCCUGACCUGAGCUCAGGUGGCCAUUUAUAUCUUAGAAAGUGUUAAGAUGUUUGCUCAAUGAGCGUAAAUGAAAUUAAAGCAAUAAACACUAGCAGGAGUCAGCGAAGAAACAUAACAAUUGUUUUAAAAUAAGGUUUUACAGCGGGCCUGAUGGCUAGUAUGUAGCUAGCAGUAGUAAUAGCUAGCACAAGGCCACGUUAUGCCAAGUUUAGUAAGUAACGUUGGUUUAGCAGAUUUAACAAUACAUAGCUUGUGAUAGACUGUCUAGACCAGGGGUGAUCAAUUAUUUUUUGUCAAGGUCCACAUUUCUUGGUCAAGGUAUAGUCAAGGUCCAGUCUCCAGAGAAAAUACAAAAAUAAUAAUAAUGAUAAUAAGAAAAUAAAAAGAUUUUGGGGUCCAUUCAAAAGUGUCUGGUGGUCCAGAUUUGGCCCGCAGUAAUCCUAUUGACUACCCUGGUCUAGACCACAGAGGCUUUAUUUAGUCAGCCUUCAUCAACCACAUUGUACAGAAAACUAGCUGUCUGUGUGACUGCGUACAAGAAUAACUGUAACCCCAUACAGGCAGCAGGAAUGACGCGUGUGGCUUAGAGGCCAAGACUUAAUUGAAUAUGGUCUCAGAAAUAGGUGGGUGUAAGGAAUAGGG
Chelonia mydas (Green sea turtle) is the source of this 4650-nucleotide messenger RNA. RefSeq lists its product as uncharacterized. The coding region runs from base 436 to 1158 and encodes 240 amino acids. The transcript is spliced from 4 exons. The record is from RefSeq and is a predicted model, not a curated record. NCBI's taxonomy places the organism in Eukaryota, Metazoa, Chordata, Testudines, Cheloniidae.